AUGGAUAAGCUUGGCAAAUGGGAUAUCAAUAAUGAUCCUGAGUGUGUUUUCUGUAAGACCUCUCCAGAAACUAGUGCUCAUUUAUUUUGGGAUUGUUUUUUCACUACACAACUCUGGUUAAGAGUAUUUAGAUGGCUGCAAGUACCAAUACCAACCAAUGUGCACCUUCAACAGUGGUUUUUUCGAGCAACCAAAGGCAAUUCUAAGAGGGCUAAACUGUUGAAACAAGUCUGUACUGAUACUCUUUAUAGUUUUUGGACAGAGAGGAGCACUAGGAUAUUUGACAAAAUGCAGAGGGCACCUGAAGAGCUGGUCAAAGAAAUGGCAUGCAUCUUUAUUGUGAGAGCUACUGGAGACUUGAGAAGCUAUCUGCUAGGCCUUGUUUUCUCGUUUAAUUUUUUUGAUGAAAGUUUGCUAGUUUUAUUGACAGUAAUAGUUGUUGGCCUUGUUUGGAGUAGUUAG
Messenger RNA from Capsicum annuum, 462 nucleotides. RefSeq lists its product as uncharacterized. NCBI's taxonomy places the organism in Eukaryota, Viridiplantae, Streptophyta, Magnoliopsida, Solanales, Solanaceae. The transcript has a single exon. The coding region runs from base 1 to 462 and encodes 153 amino acids. The record is from RefSeq and is a predicted model, not a curated record.